AUGCUGAAGGACCUCCAGGAUCUGCUUGUGAAGAGCAAAAACAUUGUGGUGAUCAACCAAGACAUCGAGGAUGUGAAAAACAGAAUAGAGGAAAUUAGAAAUGAUAGGAAAUCUGUUGAAGCGAGCAUUUUAUGUCAAUUGAAGCAGUAUGAAGACAGAUUGGCAGAAAUCGACAGAACGCUGCGCAAUGCGCAAUCAAAUGUGCAAUUCUCAGUCUUUAUGAAUGAAAAGAGCGAAAUGAUAUACAGAAUCGAAAAAGAUGCCAUGGCCAGUGCAGAAAAUGAGGAUGAGGGAGAACUGCGGGUUAAAUUCAAAAUAUUCAAGCGAUACAGUGAUUUGAGUAUCCAUGAGGAUGCGAAAUACUUCUAUUUUUGGUUAAAGAACAACACUAUGAAAGACAGACACGCGGAACUCAUAAAUAUAGAAAACAUACCGGAAAGUAAAGGCGUAUUUAGAAUCAAGUCUAAGUUUAGCAGGACAUUGUACAAUUAUUUACUAAGAAAUGCCAAAAAAGAGAUGAGCGAUUUUAACGAAGAACUUGCAAAGUUUAAUGAGUAUUUUGCUGGUACACCGUUUUAUAAAACGAAUAUUGACGAAUUGAAAAAGAAGGUUUUAGUUACUGAGCUAAUUAAGAUUUCUAAAAGAAGUAAAAGAACAGAAAUGGUGAAUGUGGGCAACAUUAUCUCAGCAGAUCUCAGGGACUUUCUCGAUGUGCUCACAAUAAUGGAGAGCGUAAUCAAUAUUGGGGACGAACAGGUUUUAAAGUUUACGAAACAAGCAAUUGUUGAUUUCUUUAGUGACAGGAGAUCUGAAACCGUACAGGAAAAAAUUUUGGCGUUUUCAGACGUCAUAUAUUUUACUCAAAGGUACAAAAGAAAUUUUUAUGAUGUCAAUGAACUGAAGGAAGAGGUGUUUUUGAACAUUAUGAAGAGUGAGAUCAUCUCUUUUCAACAAACCAAUUCAGAACACCUUCUGAAUGAUUUGAAAAGGAAUAUUCUUGUCUUUAACGAAGCUGUAGACGAAAUUUUUCAGGGGCACUGGAAUAAAACCUUGAAGGAGAUUCGCAAUGAUAAAUUAUGUGGAGGUUUUAUCGAAUUCGUUUUGAGUUUCAAUACGAUAUCCGAGUUUGAUGCGCUCAAGUUCACAAAGAUUUCAAAAUUUUUGGUCAAGCAGGGCGUGAAUAAACUCGAAAAUCUUGACACCCUGUUUAUCAGCAGAAAAAAGAAUAACCUAUGUAUUGAUGAUGAAGAAGCGGAUAUGAUACUACAAAAAUUGUCUUUUAGUUAAAAAAUUCUAUGAUAGUCUCGUUUGCCACAAUAUUCAACUAUGAAUUGCAUUAUCAUCGGAAUAUUGGGAAGAUUAAUCUUGUUUUGCUCAUU
This is a messenger RNA of Vavraia culicis subsp. floridensis, 1379 nucleotides long. RefSeq lists its product as uncharacterized. Bases 1 to 1287 code for a protein of 428 amino acids. The record is from RefSeq and is a predicted model, not a curated record. NCBI's taxonomy places the organism in Eukaryota, Fungi, Microsporidia, Pleistophoridae. The transcript has a single exon.